This is a messenger RNA of Mugil cephalus (flathead mullet), 2215 nucleotides long. RefSeq lists its product as uncharacterized. Gene Ontology annotation, cellular component: external side of plasma membrane. NCBI's taxonomy places the organism in Eukaryota, Metazoa, Chordata, Actinopteri, Mugiliformes, Mugilidae. The record is from RefSeq and is a predicted model, not a curated record. Gene Ontology annotation, biological process: negative regulation of T cell proliferation; immune response; cellular response to lipopolysaccharide. The transcript has 5 exons. Bases 48 to 878 code for a protein of 276 amino acids.
UAUGUUUCAGUCCACUGCUUCUUCAUCGUACUUUUAUUAAAUAUAACAUGAGGAUGAUCAGGAUCAACUGCUCCGUGUCUCUGGUGACUUUCCUGUGGAUGAUGAUUCUUGUAAGAGGAGAUACUGACGUGUCCUGUUAUGUCGAGGAAAGCUGCAUCUUACCGUGUAGUUUCCAGAAAGACCCUGAAGUAGUCAUCCACUGGACUAAACUGACAGAAGGACUCCCUCGUGUUCACUCAUUUUCCAAGAAUCAAGACCAGCUUGAAGACCAGGACCAGAACUUCGGAAACAGGACGUCACUGUUCAAGGAUCAGAUCUCCAGAGGAAACGCCUCACUGCUGCUGACAGGAGUCACGUCUGAGGACUGGGGACAAUAUCAGUGUUACACGAGGACAACCAGCGGAAUUGAGAGGUCAAUCAUCAACCUGAAAGUCAAAGAUACUGACGUGACCUGUUAUGCAAUUGGAAACUGCAUGUUACCGUGUAGUUUCCAGGAAGGCCAUCUAGUAUCCAUCCAGUGGACUAAGCUGACAGAAGGACGCCCUCGUGUUCACUCAUUUUCCAAGAAUCAAGACCAGCUUGGAGACCAGGACCAGAACUUCAGAGGCAGGACGUCACUGUCCAAGGAUCAGAUCUUCAGAGGAGACGCCUCACUGCAGCUGUCAUGGAUGAAGGCUGAAGACCGGGGACAAUAUGAGUGUUACACGAGGACAACCAGUGGAGUCAAGACGUCAAUCAUCAACCUGGAAACAGACGAUAAUUCGGUCGCAUUUGGAUUCAUCAUAUUUGGAAUAGUCGUAGCAGUAAUCAUAGGCAUAGGCAUAUGCAUACUCCCAUGCCUAUGCAUAGCAGCAUGCAUAUAUGUAUACAAAGACUGAAUGAACCCAUAACAGUCCAAUAUAACGACUGAGGGAACAGUUUGAACAAUGGCUUGAAAUGAACCAAACAAGUCAACAACUCCUCUCUGCUUCAUCCUGACUCUGAUCAAACUGACCAGAUUUAUCGUGAAUAUUUUAUCUGAAGACUCCAUUGAUCUGAUCAGUCCUGUGUUUGUAUUAAAUGACCUGGAGAAAUUCAUCACAAAUGGACAAACUGGAAAACAAGGACUCUGAACUCUGGACUACAGGAUUAAAUGAUACUGGAACCUGAACUCAUCAGACUAAGACUUUAAUGAUCCGUGAGGGAUAAUACUUUGUCACCAGAGCUUCUUUGCACAUAAAGUAAAUACUCAUAAAAAACACAAAAAGAUAAAAUAAAACUAGAUAAAAUUAAAUAAAAUAAAAAUAAGAAUUAUCUAGCAAAAUAAAAUAAAAUAAUUUACAGAAUUAGUCUUGGAAACAAAUAUACAAAAGUAGUUGGCAAAACAGUGUCCAGGGUGAUGUGGUUGUUUGGCCAGUUGCAUAGCAACAGCGACAUGGAUCGUGUCAUCGCAUGGUGUUUCCUUGUUGCUGAGGGAGGGAUGUAAACGCCAACAGAGUGUGUUCGCCCGUAGAGUCUGAAUCUGGUCUCAGACGUACUGUGGUCGUACAGACGGCACCGCCGACCCGAACCUCCUUCUCUGCUCCUCCACCUCCAACUCCAGCACCUGGUAACAGCUGCUGCAGCUACAGAUGUUGAGCAGAGGAGCUGGAUGGACUGAGCUUUAAUGUCUGUGUGCUUUUAAUAAUUUAACUGAUUAGCUGCCACAGUCCAUAUUUAUUUUAGAUGUUUUUAAUUCUUGUCUCUUUUAACAAGGGUCUGUUAUAGUUGGUUUGAGUGGUUAUAGUUUAUCUUAAAGUUAAUGUUGUUGGGAAACGUCUACAGAGUUUAAGAUAUUAUGUCUUUAGGUCAAAACAAAUAUAAAAAUGUAAAAUAAAAUAAAAUAAAAUAAAAUAAAAUAAAAAAAAAUAAAAUAAAAUGUAAUCCCAAUCCUAUAAGAAUACUGUGUUUAUACAGUUUUAUUGUAUUUUUAUUGUUUAAGAAAUGAUCCAGGUUACAGUUUCUGUCCAGCAGGGGGCGCUGUAACAAUAUCUUUCAUCCAUUUACACAUCUGGUUGAAGUGAGACAUUGAUCUGAGUUCUUCGUCUUUGCAACGACAGAGCUCAUGUUUUAGUCAUGAAGACACAGAGCAACACUGUGGAUUAAUGAAGAGUCUGUAAUUUGAUUAUUAUGUGUGUUUAAGUUUAAAUUGUUGAGUGUAAGAAAAUAAAGGAAAUGUCCUGAGUGAUUCUUUAAA